CGGCCCAGCCCAGCCCGGGUGCAGCCGGCGGCGGGGGCGGGCGCUGCCGCGCCGGUGCCGCUGGGGCUGGGGCACGGCGGAGCGCGGCGGCGGGAUGGGGUUGGCUUCCUGAAGCGGGGGGUGAGGGCGGGAGGGGGCUGGUUUUUACGUUUCGGUCCCUCUCCGCCCCCCUCCUGCUUCUCUCUCUCCCAAGUUCGCUGCUGUGCCGCGGCCCCUCCGGAGCGGCUGGCUGCGGGCUGCCCCUGCCCCGCUCCCGGCGCUGCCCGCGGCGGGGCGGGCGGGGACAGCGGGGAGCCGAGGUGAAGGCAGGGAGCGGCCCACCGCCCCCGGGGAGGCUCCGCUCCGGGGAGCAGUGGGGGGAGGCGGUUGGCACAGGCGCCGGGUUCCGCCGCCCGCCCCCCGGCACCGCCGCCGUCUGCCCAGCGCCGGCAGCCCCGGGAGAUGGUGACACAUGAAGCGUGCGGGAAGGACCAUGGUUGAGAGGACCAGCAAGUUCUUGCUGAUCGUGGCCGUCUCGGUGUGCUUUAUGCUUAUCCUGUACCAGUACGUGGGGCCGGGGCUGAGCCUGGGUUCCCCCAGCGGCCGCUCCUACUCGGAGGAGCUGGACCUGUUCCCCACGCCGGACCCGCACUACGUGAAGAAGUACUACUUCCCCGUGCGGGAGCUGGAGCGGGAGCUCGCCUUCGACAUGAAGGGCGAGGACGUGAUCGUCUUCCUGCACAUCCAGAAGACCGGCGGCACCACCUUCGGCCGCCACCUGGUGCAAAACGUGCGGCUGGAGGUGCCCUGCGACUGCCGGCCCGGGCAGAAGAAGUGCACCUGCUACCGGCCCAACCGCCGGGAGACCUGGCUCUUCUCCCGCUUCUCCACGGGCUGGAGCUGCGGGCUGCACGCCGACUGGACCGAGCUCACCAACUGCGUGCCCGGAGUGCUGGACCGCCGGGAGAGCGCCGCCGCCAAGACGCCCAGCCCUCAAAUGCAGGCAGUCCUGGCCCAGAAAUUCAAACCACAUAGAGGGAAUACAACCACAAGGAAGAAAUCUUUGACUUUGAAAACAGAAGAACGAAGAGAAGAAACCCGAAAAUUUUACUACAUCACAUUGCUGAGAGACCCCGUAUCUCGUUACCUCAGCGAAUGGCGUCACGUCCAACGAGGAGCUACUUGGAAGACCUCCUUGCACAUGUGUGAUGGCAGGACACCAACUCCUGAAGAGCUGCCGUCGUGCUACGAGGGCACGGACUGGUCGGGCUGCACACUGCAGGAGUUCAUGGAUUGCCCCUAUAAUUUGGCCAACAACCGUCAAGUGAGGAUGUUGGCUGACUUGAGCUUAGUGGGCUGCUACAACAUGUCUUUCAUUCCCGAGAACAAGCGAGCGCAGAUCCUGCUGGAGAGCGCAAAAAAGAACCUCAAAGACAUGGCCUUCUUUGGCCUGACAGAGUUCCAGAGGAAGACUCAGUACCUGUUUGAGAGAACUUUCAACCUGAAAUUCAUCCGGCCCUUCAUGCAGUACAACAGCACAAGGGCCGGAGGGGUGGAGGUGGAUAACGACACCAUCCGCAGGAUCGAGGAGCUCAAUGACUUGGACAUGCAGCUCUAUGACUAUGCAAAGGACCUCUUCCAGCAGCGCUACCAGUACAAGCGGCAGCUCGAGAGGAUGGAGCAGAGGAUAAAGAAUCGGGAAGAGAGGCUUCUUCACCGGUCCAAUGAAGCGCUUCCCAAGGAAGAGACCGAAGAGCAAGGACGCUUGCCCACUGAGGACUACAUGAGCCAUAUUAUAGAGAAGUGGUAGCCUAGGCAGACUUUUAUAUUAAUGAUAUUCUAGGGUUUCCAUAUAAAAGAUCAUGGAAGUAAAAUUACAAAAAAACAACAGAAGUAUUUUAUUUAAAAGCAAGUCUGUAAAACAGAAGAUAGAUUGCUUCCUUAAGCGUAGGGUCUUUUUACUGUUUCUUACAACAUCGAUGAGAUUCUUAAAAAAAAAAGAAAAUAAAUGCAUAAAAAUAAAAAAAGGGUCAACAUUAUAAUGCAGAGGUAAAAAAUGCACAAAUGCAGCUACCCACUCUUAAGGCCAAAUACAAAAGGAUGUUUCUUAUCCUCACAAUUCAAACACAAAUGGCAGAAGUAGGAUUUAAAAAAGAAUCUGUUUAUCCCCUGAGCAUAAUGACAUACAUAAUUAAAAUACAAGGAAACAGAGGUUUUCUUCUGCGGGUGUUUUUGGAGGUGGGAUGGGAAUCGCAUUAUGAUAACGGUGACGAAGCUGAGGAUGUGCUCCCCUGUCAGGCUGGGUCUGAGCAUAGAGGCGGUCACUUGGGUUCAGCUGGCAGCCACUGCCGGGAAGUAGAGCACCAUGAAAGUAAACAAAAAGGAGACAAACGUCAGAGGAUGAGAAACAUUAAAGCAAAUUGACUAUGGCCUAGGAUAUCUACUUAGCACAGUGGUUUUGAUACAUUGCACUGGUAUCACAUAUACAUACGCAGCUUCAUCACAAAAAUAAUUGGGAAUUCACGCGCAGAUUUGUUUCACAGACAGGUCCCAAAACAAGUUAAAAGCUGAUCAAAUUCUCUGUAGGCUCAAACAUGCAUUCACAUGCCAUCCUGUCACCCCACACAGCUGCCACUCAUGCCUUCAUCAGUACUGUGUGUUAGCAGCACAUGCAAACCCUAUCCUCAUACUGAAAAAAGGAAGAAGUAGCUAAAUAGCAAUACUCCCUCAUAAAUCUGCACAAGUUCCAGGAAGACCCUACAAAUAAUCAGUUGUUAACGGGAACAUGACGAGGGGGUGAUUUUGUUUUGUUUGUUGCUAUGUGAAAUACUGAACUAGAACAAGCGUACAGACGUACCUGUAGCUGUAGUUUUUCAGUUACUUUUAUUUGCUUUUAUCAAGAGAUGAUGGGCAUCAGCCUGCUUCCAGUGAAGUCACUAGAACUGAUUUAAGUGGGAACAGGAUGGGGCUCUCUUCCAGAGCUGUGAAAAUUUCUGACUAUGGGUCUGAAUUAAUUAUGAGACAGUGCACAUUGUCUUUUGGCAGGGUGCCUGUUCUGCAGCUCUUUCUUUAAAUGAACAAGCUGUGUUCAUAAAACUGGAAAGGGGAAUCAUGGAUGAUGUUUUCUUAGUCUCAGACCACUUUCAAAGCAGAACCCUUUCUCUUUCAAUGUUGUUUUUUAGGGACUCAUGUAAGUUUAAUCCUCCAGUGUGGUGACAGUCUAACCAGGUUCUGCUUAUUGACUUUUGAGUCACAGAACAACAAUAACUUCUCUAAUUCCUCUUCCCACUCACCAAAUUAAAGUAUGGCUUAUUUUCUUGCUGUUGCAAGCACUUCUUUGUUUCGCUGGAAGCAUGGAAAUGAAGCAGUUUUUGCCUGUUUCACGUCUCACGCCGUCAUUGCUCAGCCUGUAAGACCUGAACCAGCUAUUGUUUGGGGUAAACUAUGAACUAAAUGGAAUAUGAUUUGAUUUUCAAAGGCCAUGUUAACUGCAGAUCAAAUAUGGCAUUGAAGUCACUGGAGGAGAGGCAGAGAGCUGACGCAUUCAGUUUUAGCGUGUCGUUUUUACAGUGUCCCUUUCCCAUCACAUGAAUCCACUGAAGUGCUGCUUGUUUUGUGUUUCAAUUCGCUCUCUCUGCCUCUGUACGCACCUUCCAACAGCUUCAAAUUCAGACUGAGUUUUGCAAAGGAGGUGGCUGCCUUUAGCGGAGGAGCUGCCUCAUUUCUUGUGCACACACCUUGCUUUUGGAGGUGUCCUUCUCCAGAAGAGUGAAGAUGAUGACUAAAAACAUUGACUAAAAAAAAUACAAAUGGCACUUUGGCUUCAAAUACAACCCUGUUACUGCCUCCAUCCAAAGUCCACUGAAGUCGAAGGAUGUCUUUCCUACCGAUUUCAGGUGGAUUUUGAUGGGCUCUGCACCCUGGUGCUGCCAGGUGCCCAAGCACACGCUCGUCCAUCUCCGGGCACGGUGGGACGUUGUUCCUCUUGCAUUGGGCUGGUGCCACUAUUCCGUAGUGGUGUCACUGUCUUAACGUUCUGCCACAAAACGGCCCCUGUUCCCAGAGAUGUAUAGCUUGGCCACAAGCGUUUCCUCCUAGCUGAAAAGUGGGAAGCAAAAUGAAGCAAUUUUUGGUUGUUGGCUUGGGGGCAGAAGGUAUUGCAAAUCCAUUUGCUCAUCCCUGAAUUCCAAGACUGGGAGGAGCUAUGUCUGCUGUUUCCCAGCGCUUCUAUGCGUUGCUGUAGCUAAAGAAAACAUUUAUAUUUAAAAAAUGCAAUUUUACAGGCUGUUUACCCACAAAAGUGAUACACAAGAUAUAAAAAGCAACUGGUUUAUCUGCACAGUCUCCAGCUUUCCCCAAAGGCUUUUCGCUGCGCAUCCUGCAUCAUGGAUCCGUAAUGCACAAGCGGUUACUGCAGCUAAUUAAUCCCUGUCGCAGGUGGCAGCGGCGCAGCAGGUCUGUGUGUGCCGGCACGCACCUCUGAGCGCCGUUCCGUACCCAAGGCCAAAUCCUGCUCUCGCCGACCAAAAGGUGACAUUGAACGGGACUGGGUGUGAUUAGGACCUGUUACGUUAUCUGCUGUGGUUUGCCCACGUUGUUUCUGUGUUAUGGGCCCUGAGUAACCAGCUGGAUUUUAAUGGAUCUGUCUGCAGCAUUCCCUAAAUCAGAAGCAGCCUCUGACCCUGGAAGCAUGUCAGUACAAGACCUUGUUACAACAUUUUCUUUGUAAUAUAUUACAGUAACAAGCAAAAGAGAUGAAACAAUAUUGAAAAUUGUCUUGUUAACAGUUUCACUUCAACCCACAAAAGGAGGGCCAACCUCAGUUUAGCACCACAGCAGAAAUUUCUAUAUUCAAAUGCCUCAGAGUCUCCACCUGUAUGUUGAGAAUAACAAAUUUACACACUGUAAAAACUUACACCAAGGUAUGAGAAGUACAGGGCAGUUUGAAUCAGAUUCUAAGUAUCAGAAACAAAGAGAAUGACCCAAAAGCCAUCACUCACCCUGGCUGCUCUGCUGGUCUCUUCACAGCUGUAGGUCGUGUUUUAAAUUAAUCUAAGUGCUGUGUGCCAGAGCAUGGGUUGCAGGACGUACCUGGCACUGUCUUCUUCCUUUAGUGGGUUUAAGGGAACUUUCUUAACAUAAUGUGAGUGUAGUUUUUUGUGAUUUCUAUGUACUACAGUCUGAAGUGGUACAAUUUCUUUUUAUUUUUAGGACUGAUUAUGUGAUGCUACAAUAACAUGAAAAAUGCGUAGUUUUUGAAAUGGAGAAUAGCUUUAAGGCACUCCAGCAGAAGUAGUGGCCAGAUAGCACAGUCUUGUUCAAGAUCUGCCCCUUUCUUCCAAAAUGUUUUUCCUGUGACUUCCAGACACACUGAGACUACGUGAAGUGUUCCUUCAUGGGGCCCAUCAGUGCAUCACGGUCCAGACCAGGAUAGGUGAGUGCUGGGUACAGCCAGGGCAGGCGCAAGGUUGUCACCCAUCUCUUACUGGAGAUGGUGAGGUGACUCCCCUGGAAUUCAGAUUUGGCCUAGUUGGGUGCUUACCCAUCCCACGGUGUUUCUGCCGUGGUUCUGGGGUUACCCCGUGAAAAGCCUUUACAAAAGCUGAGGAGGCAUAAGGUGUUUCUAAGGGUUUAUGCAGUGAGUGGUAUUAGUGUGAGGGAGCAUUUUGGAGAGGCAGUUGUCAGUACCAGGGCAAAGACGAUGGCUCAGCCUCUGCCAUCCCGCACUGUGCUGCCCCUCGCAGACAGGAUUUCCUAGCGGACUCCAUCCUGCUUUGGGAGGGCGGAAAGGCCAAGAUGCUGCAGUGCUAAGGAGGACGAGGAUGGUCUUUUUUGCUUUUAGUCACCUCAGCAGUGUUAAUUUCACUGCUUGGUAGGUGGUGUUGCUGAAGAAAACUUUUUAUUGCUCACUCAUCUCAUCCCAGCUAGCUCUGUCAAAGGCACUGGCCUCUUCCAAAGUCUUCCAGACAGUCAGAUUCCACCUUGUACCCUACCCAGGUCACCAAAUCCAGGAUUGACUGGUAGGGUUGCAGACCCAGGCUGUCGUGGGGUUCAAAGUCAUCAAAAAAAAAACUCUCAAUAGUGCAUCAGGGUGAAUUACUGACUUGCCUGAAUUUCUCCCUUUGUGCCCAACAAUUCGGAAUAAAUGGGGAGCCCUUCAGGUUGAUAUUUUUGCAGCCUGUAGUCCUUUACUUGCUUACAAAACUGGAAUGGCAAUAGAAGCAGCACAGGGAGGGUCCCAACAAGCUUUUGAAUCCUCUCCCCCAGGGCUGUAGCAGCAGAAAGGGCAGCGCAGUUGCUAAGAGUACGAGCGAGACGGAAGGACCACCACAGAGGCACUGCAGACACCUGUCAAUGAGGAGGUUUUCCUUCUGAACCCAUCAAAUCACUUCACAGAGACCACUGAGCAGCUACAGAAGGUAAUGACUGACAGUGCAGAGCAGGGCCUGACCAAGGUUUAUUUCCUGGGGUUGAAAGCUUCUCUGGCUUCUUACUGACAUUUAGUUACUGAGACUCCCUCGUGUCCCACAGAAUAUUUCAAAGGUCUCAAAAAUGCAUAGCACUGCAGAAAUCUGCCACACAGACCAUGCUAAAUGCUGUAUUUCCAGGGCUGUAACUGGGUAUGCAGCUCACACUAUCUCCUGGAAUCCAAUCACAGGGCUGGCUGCGUCACAUUUUUGUUCUUGUUUUCACUAAGACGAACAGAUCGCGUUCCGGCGGCAGAAGCGCAUGCAGGAUUUGCUGCCUGAGCAGCAGAGCCAAGCCCUUAAAGCAGCGCUCAGUCGGCGGCAGCUCAGGUGAAGCAGCGGGCAGCGGAGCUCGAGUCUGCACACAGUCCGGGCUGUCCAUGGGUGUUUGUCCUGCCCCAUCCGCAGCUGUUCUGCCAAGGGGAGCGCAGUCCCGGUGAGCACGUGGGUAUUAACGCCUGUACUGUCCCAGCUGCAGGUGGUUUGCUCUAAUUUCUAGCCAUGCAAGCGUGAAAAAACACAAAAAAUAAGGAUUUGCAAAUGAGUUUGUCUCAUCCCUCAAAGCCCCACAAUUCCACAUCCCUCCUUCCCCCCAAGCGUCAAUUCUGCAGACUGGAUUGAGAGAGCUGUACUAUAAUGAAUAAUUUUAUAUUCAAAUGGUUUACUGAGCAUGAUUUGUUUUGUACAUAUUGGAAUAUGAUUUAACUUAUUGCCCCUUUUCAUCUUUUCUUUUUUUUCAUAAGGAAAAGACAAAAAUCCCCACCCUCUCUCUCAAUGUGAAGUUCCGCUGUGUUUGUGUGCAGUCUGCCAGGCAAACACGCCACAGCCACAGGAUUUCUCACCAUCCUACUGGUAUCUGAUUUUAUUUUUCACUGGCAUUUGUUUUUGUCUGAGGCUUUGCAUAUAUUGUCCCUUUUUUCCCCUCUGGUGCACAGACUGCACAGGGAAGGGAAAGGGCAAUGCAGGCAUGACUUUUUUUUUUCUCCUUCCCUAUUUCUUGUGUAUUUUACCUACCAAGGAACUCGGUUGUUACCUUCUAGGAGUUGUGUGGCUGAGGGUAAAACAAUACAACUUUCUCCCCACCCACCUUCCAUCCUUCAUGUUGUAGAUCAAGCAGAUUCAGCUUCUCUGAAAGUGAUUGUGGCUGGAGUCAUUCCAUUGGGCUGAAUGUGUACGGUUUGCACUUCUUUUUUUUUCCCACUUCAGGAACUUAAAAACAACAAAAAAAUAAAAGACAACUGUUUAACUUGAGCCAAGUAACACUUAAAGCUUUAUAUAUUUAUUUAUAGCAUCUUACAAAAAAAAAAAAAAAGGUGUUAAAAGGUUUUUUUUCUUUUCUUCCACAAGAAAAAUUUGAUUUAAUAAGAAUAAUCAUCUAAUUGUUUCUGUCUAGAUCAAGAAUGAAUGUUAGCAGAUGAAAUAAACCCUAAAGCUGA
Columba livia (rock pigeon) is the source of this 7882-nucleotide messenger RNA. RefSeq names its product heparan sulfate 6-O-sulfotransferase 1 (gene HS6ST1). The transcript has 3 exons. Gene Ontology annotation, molecular function: heparan sulfate 6-sulfotransferase activity. Lineage: Eukaryota; Metazoa; Chordata; Aves; Columbiformes; Columbidae. Gene Ontology annotation, cellular component: membrane. The record is from RefSeq and is a predicted model, not a curated record. The coding region runs from base 452 to 1789 and encodes 445 amino acids.